This is a messenger RNA of Neoarthrinium moseri, 699 nucleotides long. RefSeq lists its product as uncharacterized. Bases 1 to 699 code for a protein of 232 amino acids. NCBI's taxonomy places the organism in Eukaryota, Fungi, Ascomycota, Sordariomycetes, Amphisphaeriales, Apiosporaceae. The transcript has a single exon. The record is from RefSeq and is a predicted model, not a curated record.
AUGAGGUUCUUUAAGCUGAAGACCACUAUUCCCGUGCCAGCCGUCUUCCACGACUGGAAGGAAGAAGAUGGUCGUUACAUUCUGUUGCAAGAGAAGAUCGAAGGGCUUCCGCUCCAAGAAGUCUGGAACGAUCUUACGUUGGAGGACCACGAGCGCAUUGCGAAGCAAGCAGCGAGACAUAUCUUUGAACUUCGCUCAGUGACGUCAGAUAAGCUACAGAAUGCCAAAGGGGCUGGGUGUCGCAACAAUGGUCUCGUACCGAAGAGUACAGGACUCGUGGGUCCUUUGGCUUCAGAUGAUGAGCUGUGGUCUGCUAUUUCCGGAUCCCUUAGCCAUGUGGAUGCAGUCCUCAAGGACAAGCUGCGAGCUAAAAUGCCCCGAUCCAAGCCUUACACACUGACUCAUGGGGACCUGACAAGUGUGAAUAUCAUGGUCAAGGACGGAAAUCUUUCUGGCUUCAUCGACUUUGAGUAUAGCGGUUAUUACCCGCGCUGGUGGGAGUAUGCCCGGCAUGCCAUGUGGUUCAGUGAAGAAGAUAGGCAGUGGAAAGACCUGUUACGCAAGUACAUGAGAGAUCACGAUGAGAUGAAUGAGGCCGGUAGUCGCUGGUGGAGGGCUUGCAACGCGCUUGCGAAGUAUCCUGAUAAGGACACCACACAGGAGAGACUGAAGGAACUGUUUGAUGGAGAACUUGCAUAG